Messenger RNA from Ixodes scapularis (black-legged tick), 714 nucleotides. RefSeq lists its product as uncharacterized. Lineage: Eukaryota; Metazoa; Arthropoda; Arachnida; Ixodida; Ixodidae. The record is from RefSeq and is a predicted model, not a curated record. The transcript has 3 exons. The coding region runs from base 1 to 714 and encodes 237 amino acids.
AUGGCGACGUGCGUUUUCGAGGAUCCCUUGGCCUUAGCUGUUUUGAGGUGGGACGAAAUCGAAGAACUCUUUUUUCUGGAUAUGGAGUACCCCGUUCCACGGAGGUUUAGGUCCGGGCGAGGCUACUUGGAUGUGCUCAGCAUAGAUAGUGAAGCUUUCCGCCAGCAGCUUUGUUUUGAGCAGAUUGACUUAACGGAGCUGUGUAGCACGCUGCGAGUCCCCGAUACAAUAAGGACGGCCCAGAACGUCGCCAUCCCCGGGCAUGAAGCUCUAUGUAUUCUUCUGCGGAGACUCUCCUACCCCAACCGCCUCUGCAACUUGGAAGGCAUGUUUGGCCGCCACUCUUCGACACUCUCGACUGCGACGACCGUGGUGCUAAACCAUUUGACGUCUACGUUCAGGCAGCCGACGGCGGAUCUGUCAGCUCACACGUGGUUGAACUGUACAAGCUUGGACGAGUUCUCCGAGGUAAUCCGCGCAAAGGGGGCACCUUUUCAGAACUGCUGGGGUUUCGUUCAUGGAACGGCCCGCCCCAUCUGCCGACCCACGGAGGACCAGCGGCUUUAUUUCUCAGGCCACAAGCGUCUGCACACCAUCAAGUAUCAGAGCAUCAUGUGUGCUAACGGCAUCAUCGUGGAGAUGAAUGGCCCUUACCCGGGACACCAACACGACACCGGACUGUUCACAACUGGAACUCCCUGCCAAGCAAUAUAA